CUCAUGAGUCUGUAACCGCAAAGUAUUUCUUCGGGUGCUGCGGCGUCACGGUCCCGUCUGCGGACCCCCAUCGUCUUCCAUCAUGGCCGUCGUUCUUACCUCGGACGAUAGUGGUUACUUUGCCGCCUCGUCCCUCAGGCGCUCCCACUCCUCCGCCAACUUCGUCUCCGCAUCCUCCGCAUUCUCUACAGCCUCCCACCUCAACGACUCCUACGGCACUCCUACCAAGACCUAUUCCGAUUCCACAUCCUCUUCAACCCCUUCCUCCCCACGCACCGUUCACGCUGAUUCCACCGACCUGUCUUGCGCCUCCACCCCGGCCACCAAUCUUUCCAUUGCCUCCGAAUACGACGACCACCUGGGUCUUGCAGAAUCUCCCGAAGACCACUUCAUGUUCCCUUCCUUUGCCCAGGAGAAGCUCUUUGUCCACCCCCAACUCCACCCGGACGACAACCUGGAGCCUCCUCCGAGUCCCCGGACUGGCGACUCUUACACUGUUUCGCCUGCUGACCACGGGAGCUCCGACGACGGUUCCAACAACACCUCAAGACCUGGCACCCCCGAGUUUGGCGACCACGCAGAAGAUGACACUGCUGUUUCGACUAGGCCGUCGCGCCAGGUCGACUAUCUGUCCCAUGAAUGGCGGGAAGAAGAUAUUUGGUCCUCUUGGAGGUACAUUGUGACCCGGCGCGGAGAGUUUGCCAACAGUGCCCGAUUGGAGAACGCUUCCUGGAGAACGUGGAUGAAAGCCAAGAACAAUCUCAAGACAAUUUCACCCGAAUCCCUCAAUUGGCUCAAGGACUGUGAUGUGACUUGGCUCUAUGGCCCCCUCCAGUCAGGCAACAAGCCUAUCCAUGAUACCCAGACCGAACCAUCAAGUCUGUCACUAUCUAAGGCUGACUCGCUCAUCAACCUUCAUAAGAAACCCAUCCUCAAGAAGAGGAGCAUGUCGGAAGUCAUGCUUCAGAGAUCAUUGUCUACUGCCUCACUACUAAAGCAAGCGACGGCAGCAGUCCAAGCCCAGGAAACUAGGGGAAUCUUGAGGCCCCGUAUGGGACGCGCGGCUACGGAUUACUUUGCGUAUCCCUUCUCAUCAAGAAGAAUGAGUGGGGAGAGCAGCAGUCUGGCUCCCUCGGCGGAGUCCUCCGGGAUCACCUCACCAAGCACUGAGCGGAAACACAUUCACUUCAACGAGCAAGUCGAACAAUGCAUCGCCGUUGAUGUUAAGGGCGACGACGAUGAAGAUGAUGUUGCCGUGGAGUCUGACCCAUUCGGCGAUGACAGUGACUCGGAUGAUGGAGUUAUGAUGAAGCGCAUGACGAGCAAGAAGCGGCCUGUCAUCAGAAAGAGAGCAUGCAAGACCAAGACUGCCGAAGGCAAGACGAUCGCCAAGCUCCCAUCAACUACCCUCAAGUACCGAGAGGACACACCUGAGCCAAAGGAAACGGCCAUGAAGCACUCACGAAGCCCCCUCAUGUCCCCAUCCUCGUCGCAGGAGACACUCCGACCCUCAAAGCAUUCCGGCAAGUUCUUCUUUGGCGAAGAGGACGACGACGAGGGCCUGGACGACGCAUUGUUGAGCCCCCGAUCUGGCUGGGCAUCGCCACCUGCGGAUGGUUCCAAUGGCGGACUCCAGCGAUCCGUCUCUUCCACUAGUCUGUGUGACGACCCUGCUGGCAUGCGACGCACAGCCUCGGGGAUGCUCAUGCCAUACGAGGAGGGUGACCCAGCAAAUGGCGAGGGCAUCUUUGGCCGAGUAAUUGACACAGUGAACACAGCCCGCGACAUUGCCCAUGUCAUCUGGAAUGUGGGCUGGAGGAAGUAAUAGGGUGGCCUCCAAGCCAUCCAUUACGGCGGCCGAGGAACCUAACUCUAAUAUCUAAUGGCUUAGCAUGUGUCGGCAAUUUCACCUACUAGGGUCAUCUCACACGAC
Messenger RNA from Ilyonectria robusta, 1933 nucleotides. RefSeq lists its product as uncharacterized. The transcript has 2 exons. Bases 83 to 1825 code for a protein of 580 amino acids. Gene Ontology annotation, biological process: protein catabolic process in the vacuole; cellular response to glucose starvation. Lineage: Eukaryota; Fungi; Ascomycota; Sordariomycetes; Hypocreales; Nectriaceae. The record is from RefSeq and is a predicted model, not a curated record.